ACGGCUUCAGUUUGGUUUCUAAACGCGGUGCGCGUACUUCAAACCGCUGUUACCUAUUUAGUUAAAGUAACUUUCGCUUUUUAUAUACAUAUGUACAUACAUAUGAAAGCAUGUACAUCCAUUUAAACACGUUUAUACAUAUAUAAGAAAUAAUUUUGAUGUAUUAGGAUCUAUUGUCCUUCUAUUGAACCAAAUUAAACAUACACACAUAACAUAAAUACAUACUUUCACGUUUUUAAUUGAGUUAAAACGAUUUAGUAGUUCGAAUAAUUGAAUAACACUGAAAUCAAGAGGUGUGCCAUGGAGAGAAAAGGAUUUUAUAAAAAUAUUAUAUUAUCCCUGGCUAUAUUAAUAUUCUCGGAUUGUUGUGAAAUUAAUGGAGUACGAAUUAAAGACAAUCGCCCGGAUCUAACACCAGCAAGCACUUUUUGGCAACAACAUGUGGCCAAUCCCAGUAGUUCAACACCAUUCGAAUCGCCCUUCUAUUCGGCAACACAUGGCCUUGUUCAAACACACCCCUCAUUAAAUGCAAAUAAUGUCGGCCCCGUGCCGCUAAAUAGCAAUAUCCUUGGAACUGGAUCGUCUGUCUCAGGCGCCGUAAACAGUAAAUCAUCCUUGACUGCUGGAAGUGGCUAUCUAAAUUCACGUGGAAGUUUGCCUAGUUCUGCACGUUACCCAGCUAAUAAAAUAACAGGCACCAUAGUCGAGCCUAAUCCGAAAUCGCCAUUCCGUCACUUAGAUUUCUCAACUAGUGCCACUGCGGAACUGCGACGGAAUCCAGCUUUGUCUGCCCCAGAUGAAUGUGCACGGGCUUGCCGAGAGGGCGAGCCGCCACGAAUUUGCUAUUAUCAUUUUACCUUGGAAUACUAUACAGUGCUAGGCGCUGCUUGCCAGGUGUGCACGCCGAACGCCACUAAUACAGUUUGGAGUCAUUGUCAGUGUGUUUUAGCUGAUGGAGUUGAACGGGGAAUUCUGACCGCAAAUCGUAUGAUACCUGGACCCAGCAUUCAGGUUUGCGAAAAUGACAAGGUUGUCAUUGAUGUAGAAAACCAUAUGGAAGGAAUGGAAGUUACCAUUCACUGGCACGGUAUUUGGCAGCGCGGUUCGCAGUACUAUGAUGGAGUCCCUUUCGUUACCCAGUGCCCUAUUCAACAGGGUAAUACGUUUCGUUACCAAUGGACAGGAAACGCCGGCACUCACUUUUGGCAUGCCCAUACUGGCCUACAGAAAUUGGAUGGACUUUACGGAAGCGUUGUUGUUCGUCAACCACCGUCAAGAGAUCCUAAUUCUCAUUUAUAUGAUUUCGACUUGACCACACAUAUAAUGCUUAUUAGUGACUGGUUGCAUGAAGAUGCUGCAGAGCGCUAUCCAGGUCGUCUAGCAGUAAAUACCGGCCAAGAUCCUGAAUCAAUGCUAAUAAACGGCAAAGGCCAGUUCCGCGAUCCUAAUACUGGAUUUAUGACUAAUACGCCAUUAGAAAUUUUUACAAUUACACCUGGUCGCCGUUACCGAUUCCGCAUGAUAAAUGCAUUCGCUUCGGUCUGCCCUGCACAAGUAACAAUAGAGGGUCACGGGAUGACGGUAAUAGCAACUGAUGGUGAGCCCGUGCACCCUGUCAAUGUCAACACCAUAAUCUCAUUUUCAGGAGAGCGUUAUGAUUUUGUUAUUACCGCGGAUCAACCUGUUGGGGCUUAUUGGAUCCAAUUGCGAGGGCUUGGUGAGUGUGGUAUUCGUAGAGCUCAGCAACUUGCUAUACUGAGGUAUGCACGUGGUCCCUAUCAGCCAACUUCUCCAUCGCCCACUUACGACGUCGGAAUACCGCAAGGUGUGGUUAUGAACCCAUUGGACGCGCAAUGCAAUCGUCAACGUAACGAUGCCAUUUGUGUAAGUCAACUGAAAAACGCUCUUGAAAUAGAUCGUGGCAUAUUGGCAGAAAAGCCAGAUGUGAAAAUUUUCCUUCCGUUCCGCUUUUUUGUAUACCGAGCCGAAGAUCUUUUCCAGCCGAACACGUAUAAUCGAUUUUUAGUGGCACCCACCGGCGACCAUGUCAUUUCACUUAUCGAUGAAAUUUCAUACUUAUCGGCACCUGCACCACUAACAUCUCAGUAUAACGAUAUUAAUCCAGAACAGUUUUGUAACGGCGACAAUCGGCCUGCGGAUUGCGGACCAAACUGCAUGUGUACGCAUAAGAUUGAUAUACCACUUAAUGCUAUUGUGGAAGUAGUUUUAGUAGAUGAAGUACAACAACCUAAUUUGUCGCACCCAUUCCAUUUGCACGGAUAUGGGUUUAGUGUUAUUGGCAUAGGUCGAUCGCCGGACUCGUCCGUUAAAAAAAUUAAUUUGAAGCACGCUUUGGACCUUGAUCGUCGGGGACUCUUACAUCGCCAAUAUAACUUGCCACCGACUAAGGAUACUAUAGCAGUUCCAAACAAUGGUUACGUAGUGCUACGGUUUAGAGCUGACAAUCCUGGUUUUUGGCUGUUCCAUUGUCAUUUUCUAUUCCACAUAGUUAUUGGAAUGAAUUUGAUUUUACAGGUCGGCACAAACGCUGAUCUGCCACCUGUACCUCCAGGUUUCCCGACAUGCGGUGACCAUACUCCACCCAUACCAAUAAAUUAAGUAAAACCAGUAAAAUAACAACACCGAUUGCGCCACGCUAAAAUGAUCCAAAACAUUUUUUAAAAACAGAACAAGACCUACACACUGAUUAAUUAGUUUGUAAAAAGCUUGAUGUAGCACAUAGAGUGUGCAAAUACUGUAUAUAUUAUCGUAUAAAUAGCACAAAGCUACCUACAUAUGCCCAUUUAAAAAUGCCAAUAUUGCCAACUUUUGAUUGAAAAUUAAUAAACAUAAAUAAUAACAAUACAAAUAGCCUCUUUCCCCUUUCCUCAAUACUUAUAUCAAUCGAAUGUAUACAUAUUUUUAUACAAACAAUUUAAUACAAUCCAAUCAUAAAGUUAUGAACUUUUCUAAUAUUUGCAAUGUAUAAAAUGGAUGAACUUGACUAUUCUGUAAAAUUAUAUAAUUUUUUUGUUUUGAUAAUAUGGUUGUAUGCUGAUUUACAUGCAUAUAAAUAUAUAUAUAAUUUAAAAACACAUACAAUAUUAAAAAUGUUCUACAAAAUUGUAUGUUACAAAAUUAUCGAAUGGUAGUUGAGACGUGCAUUUAUAUUAUAUACGCCAGUUUCGAGUGUAUUGUGUCAAAUAUGGGCUUGGUAAACAUAAAAUUAAAAAUACUAUAUUUUCAUUAAAGCUAAACGUGUUUCUCUGUUGCAAACAUUAUUUUAAAGUAUAAUUUGUAUUUCAUAUAAAUCAUGUAUUAAUAGAUGAUUUUAUGAUGAACAUAAAAAAUCCAUGCUCCCAAAGGCAAACCUUAAAAUACUUAUUAAAAACUAAUCAACUACUUUUCGAUGUUUUUGUAAUUUAAUAAGUAAGUUAUUAAGAUCAUGGAGGUUGGGUAUUCAUUGUCUGCCUGCCUUACAGUCUCGAAAUCUGUAUUAACAAUUAAAUGUUUAUAUUUUGCACUU
This is a messenger RNA of Drosophila serrata, 3526 nucleotides long. RefSeq names its product laccase. Gene Ontology annotation, cellular component: plasma membrane. Gene Ontology annotation, biological process: iron ion transport. Gene Ontology annotation, molecular function: copper ion binding; oxidoreductase activity. NCBI's taxonomy places the organism in Eukaryota, Metazoa, Arthropoda, Insecta, Diptera, Drosophilidae. The record is from RefSeq and is a predicted model, not a curated record.